GGGCCCGAAUGCACGGGACGGGACGACGAGAGUGUGAAACGGCCGCGCAACCGCCGCCGCCUCCGCGUCCGCCCCACCGCCUCGCUCGGCACGCGCCAAAACCAGCCACCGGCCACCGCCCGCCGGCUCCCGAGCCGCAGCCCUACGCUCCGGCUCCUCCACCUCCUCACCGCACUUGUUGAUGACGGCGGAGCAGGAGGGGAGGGAGGUCCAGGUCCGGGCCCUCGACGGGCGAUCCACGGUCGUCAAGCUGCCCCCCGGCGGCUCCGUCCGGGACCUCAAGGCCGCGCUCCGGACCUCCUUCCCGCCCGCUCAAGUCGCCCCCAGCUUCCACCUCUUCCUCAAGGGUGCUAAAUUGCGUUUAGACUCCGAGAUUGGCAGCCUUGCUAUCAGCGACGGGGAAUUCAUUGUUCUCGUACCCUUCACAAGGACGCCACAACAAUGUUCUUCAGUUUGCACGGCAAGUCAAGAGCAGGGCCUCAAUCCACCAAAACAACCAGAAGUGUCUUCUGCGGCUAAUUCAGCUUGGAAAGACAUUAUGGAUGACCUCUCGGCAAUGCCAACCAGCCCACAGUCUGAUGCUGCUUCCAAAGAUUUUUACUCAUGUGACCCGUGCUCUGGGAGAUUUACAGAGCCUAUGACAGUGGGUCAAAGUUCGUCAAGUGGGCCAUCAAGGAAAAGGAGGAAAACAUGCAAGGAAAAUGGAAAUGGUUCCUCACAAAUGGUGUCCUCUGAAGUGAAUGGUACAGCUGAGAAAGACAACAUAAGUAAGAAAAGUGGGGUGGCCAAAUCUGCUGCUACGUCAUGUCAUGAUAUGCACCCUUUGGAACCUGCUGAAAUGGUUGAACAUCUGAAACAAGGACUUGGAAAGGAGGAGCAGAUUGUACAUAUCCAAGAGAUACAGUCUAGAGAGGCAUCAUUUACAGAACUUCCAUGUAAUCUUUCAAAAGCUAUGAGAGAAGCACUGAAGAGUAUUGGAAUAUCUAGACUGUAUAGCCACCAGUCUCAAGCCAUAAAGUCCUCUAUUUCUGGAAGGCACAUUGUCGUUGCAACUUCUACAUCAAGUGGAAAGUCUCUAUGUUACAAUAUUCCUGUUCUUGAAUCUCUUUCCCAAGACUCUAUGGCGUGUGCUCUGUACAUAUUUCCGACAAAGGCUUUAGCUCAAGAUCAGCUGAGGACUUUACUAGAGAUGAAGAAUGCAUCUCAUAUUGAUAUUGAUGUUAAAAUAUAUGAUGGUGAUACUCCUAGAGAAGAUCGUUUGUGGAUCAGGGAUAAUGCUCGACUGUUAAUUACCAACCCAGAUAUGUUACAUGUGUCAAUCUUGCCAUAUCAUGGUCAAUUCCAGAGGAUUUUAUCAAAUCUCAGGUAUAUUGUCAUCGAUGAGGCACAUUCAUACAAGGGGGCAUUUGGCUGCCAUACUGCACUUAUAAUUCAGAGAUUGAAGCGUAUUUGUUCAAAUGGUCCAAAGGGGCUCCAAUUCACCCUGCGCCGGUGUGGCAGGCUGCUGUGCAUCCCUGGUGGCUUAGACCUUGCAGCUAUAGCAAUCCCCACGACCAGAGGCGGAGCAGGCAUUUCGAUUAAGGAAUUGGCCAAUUUGGAUGAAGUCGAGUUGAUUCAGAAUGAUGGAAGUCCUUGUGGCUCCAAGUACUUUCUCUUGUGGAAUCCCCCACUACAUAUGACAGAAGGAAGGUCAAAAGCUAGUUCAGUACCUAGGCGCUCAAGCUCAAUAGUAGAGGUUUCAUAUCUAUUUUCCGAGAUGGUUCAACAUGGGCUCCGCUGCAUUGCAUUCUGUAAAAGUAGGAAGCUAUGCGAGCUUGUCCUAGCUUACACGCGUGAAAUUCUUCAGGAGACUGCAAAGGAAUUGGUAGAUUCUAUCUGUGUAUAUCGUGCUGGCUACAUUGCUGAGGACAGAAGAAAAAUUGAGGCUGAUCUUUUUGGGGGGAAACUUCGUGGAGUCGCUGCUACUAAUGCUCUUGAACUAGGGAUUGAUGUUGGGCAUAUUGAUGCAACAUUACAUCUUGGAUUUCCUGGUAGUAUUGCCAGCUUGUGGCAGCAAGCUGGUAGGUCUGGAAGAAGAGCAAAACAGUCACUAGCCAUUUAUGUUGCCUUUGAGGGUCCUUUAGAUCAGUAUUUCAUGAAGUUCCCACAUAAACUAUUUGGCAGGCCGAUUGAGCAUUGCCAAGUUGAUUCACAUAAUCUAAAGGUUUUAGGACAGCACCUUGCUUGCGCUGCUUAUGAACAUCCCUUGUGCCUGCAAUACGAUGAGUGCUACUUUGGUUCUACUCUCGAUCGUGUAAUGACAACCCUUAAAGACAAAGGUUAUAUCAUUAAUAAUCGAGCGGGAUCUUUCUGUUCAAGCAUGUGGAACUAUAUUGGACCUGAGAGAAGCCCUUCACAGGCUGUAAGCAUACGGGCAAUUGAGCAGGACAAGUAUAAAGUGAUUGACAAGUUAAAUAAUAGACUACUUGAGGAAAUUGAGGAAAGUAAAGCCUUUUUUCAGGUUUAUGAAGGUGCUGUUUACAUGCAUCAGGGUGUCAAUUACUUGGUUGAGGAACUUGACUUGGCAUCAAGGACAGCCUUCUGUAGGAAAGCUGAUUUGAAAUAUUACACAAAAACACGAGACUACACUGACAUCAAUGUCCUCGGAGGAGAAUUUGCUUAUCUUCCUACAAGUACAUGUAAAACUGAUCGUGUGAAGACAACUGCUCAAGCAAAUGACUGUACGGUGACUACUAAAUGGUUUGGUUUUUAUCGCAUAUCAAAAUCGAGCAAUAAAAUAUCCGACAGCCUGGAGCUUAACCUGCCCCCAUAUUCCUUUAUUUCCCAGGCUGUUUGGGUGCGAAUUCCCCACUCAGUAAAGAUCACCGUGGAGGAAAGAAAACUAGAGUUCAGAAGUGGCUCACAUGCUGCUUCGCAUGCACUCCUGAAUGUAGUGCCUCUGCAUAUGAUGUGCAGUGCUUCUGACCUAGGAACAGAAUGCGCGAAUCCUCAUGAAACCCGUGGCAUCCCGGACAGAAUCCUUUUAUAUGAUAGACAUCCAGGUGGUAUCGGCAUAGUAUCACAGGCCCAAAUGCUCUUCGGGGAACUCCUACUGGCUGCUUUAGAACUCGUUUCCACGUGCAACUGUACAAGUGCCGUUGGCUGUCCAAACUGUAUCCAAUCACUGACAUGCAGCGAAUAUAAUGAAGUUUUGGACAAGGAGGCAUCAAUUUUGAUUCUAAAGGGAGUAAUCGACUAUGAGAGAUCGUAUUUUGAAGCGGAAGACGCUUCUCAGCGAAGCUGACGUCUGAAGCUACGCGCCGGUUUUGACAGUAGGUAGCGAAGAGUGAUGUGUUCAUUACUGUUUUUUGUCGAAAAAAAAAACUUCAGUGUUGUUUGGUGUUCCUGUUUGUAGAUGUAGAAUUGUAGGGGUUCAGUCUGUACUCACAUUUGUAGCCUCGUCAUAUCAAAACUUUCGUUUUUAUUUAACAAACAUUGUCCUACGACAAUCGGGUCCAUACAUCUUUAUCCUAUCA
Sorghum bicolor (sorghum) is the source of this 3515-nucleotide messenger RNA. RefSeq lists its product as uncharacterized. Bases 182 to 3283 code for a protein of 1033 amino acids. The record is from RefSeq and is a predicted model, not a curated record. Gene Ontology annotation, molecular function: nucleic acid binding; ATP binding; protein binding. The transcript is spliced from 24 exons. NCBI's taxonomy places the organism in Eukaryota, Viridiplantae, Streptophyta, Magnoliopsida, Poales, Poaceae.